Ogataea philodendri is the source of this 639-nucleotide messenger RNA. RefSeq lists its product as uncharacterized. The transcript is spliced from 2 exons. The coding region runs from base 1 to 639 and encodes 212 amino acids. NCBI's taxonomy places the organism in Eukaryota, Fungi, Ascomycota, Pichiomycetes, Pichiales, Pichiaceae. The record is from RefSeq and is a predicted model, not a curated record.
AUGGGACACGAAGGUGGCCAUGGCAAGCACGAUGAUUCCAAACAGACACAAGACGGUGAACAGGCCGGAGCCGGCGAGCUGGGCCUGGAUUGCCUCUGCGAUGGUGCGCAGCAGCCCCGACACGGUGACGGCUUUUCCGAGCGCAAGCCCGCCCAUGGCGAGCAUGACGAUUGUCCAGGGGUAAUUGUUGAAGUCUUCGGGGAGCAGCACGCCCGGGGCGUAGAAUGCCACCAUGGAGGCCACGGCGAUCAUGCCCAUGUCCCCAAUAAGGUGUUCAAAGAACGAGGCGCCGCACCACAGGAUGAUGGUGACCAGCGACACCACAAGCACAUAACAAAUAUGAGCAGUAGAGCACACGUACAGACCGGCAAGGAAACACCGAACCACUUGAGCCAGUUGGGAUCAGGGUCCAUGCUCUGGAGUGCAACGACGUUCUGUGGACUGGCGAUGGGGCUGGCCAUGCCGGCGACGUUGGACGCGAGCGCAAUUCCAAUCACCAGAGCCUGUGCGAACUGCGAGCCUUCCGGUAGCGUGUUGAGCACCGGUUGCACGACAGAGUACAUGAGCACCGGGGCGGCCACGUUGGACACGAACGCUGACAGAACGGUCGACACGCACAUGAUGGACAGCAGCACGUAG